Molecule: messenger RNA, 2156 nt
Organism: Closterium sp. NIES-65
Lineage: Eukaryota; Viridiplantae; Streptophyta; Zygnematophyceae; Desmidiales; Closteriaceae
Source: the annotation of a GenBank genome assembly
AUGGCUGAAAGAGUGUUCUCGAGCGUUGUUCGCAACCCGAUUUUCCGCCCGAGCCGCAUUCGUCUUCGCCACCAGCAGCUCCUAGUGCGCUGCUACUGUCCUUCCGCUCCUGCUUUUCCGCCAGUCCUCCCUGAUGGCUCGCUCUUCCGGAUUGGUCGCUUUGGGUCUGCUUGCUCUCUUUCUUCUGGCCGUUCCGUUUGUAAGUCCGAGCAAAACGCGCGCGCAUCAUGGCUGCCUGCGGACAGUCUGACGUGUGUGCCGGCAACAUCAAUGGUGAUGGAGCGCAGUGAGGGACGCAGCCGCUGUGCGUACGACAGCCAACUUGGGUACCGCGCUGUCGGCGUCGGCUACAACCUCGAUGACAAGUCUGACGAGCGCAUGCGCGAGAUCUCCACCGUUGUUGCUGACUUUGACAAGCUGUACCGCGGGGAGGAGUGUCUGAACGACGUGCAGAUCAAUGCGCUGCUGGCGUUUGAUGCGCGGCGCUACCUUAUCCGUGCCAAGGAGCGCAUUGAGAACUUCAACAGCUUCUGCUGCAACGUGCAGUCCAUCUUCGCUGAUAUCGCCUUCACUCAUGCCAAGACCCGGCUGGGAGCGCAGUUCAGCCCGGCAAUAGAGAGGGCGCUGAGCUCGCAGUACAAGGAGGCAGCGGAGGAGCUGAGGCGCUCCAAGUGGUGCCGCAAACACGAGGCGGUGUGCCGGGCUGAUACCAGGGCCAUGGAGGAGGGCUGCCCCACUGCUGCUGUCAGCAGCGCCCGCAAGGUGGGAGAGUCGUGGCUUCCUGCCAACAGUCUGACGUGUGUGCCGGCGACAACAACAGUGAUGGAGCGCAGUGAGGGGCGCAGCCGCUGUGCGUACGACAGCCAGCUUGGGUACCGCGCUAUCGGCGUCGGCUACAACCUCGAUGACAAGUCUGAUGAGCGCAUGCGCGAGAUCUCCACCAUUCUCGCAGACUAUGACAAGCUGUACAGAGGCGAGGCGUGCCUGAACGACCUGCAGGUCAACACGCUUCUGGCGUUUGAUGCCCGGCGCUACCUGCUGCGUGCGGGGGAGAGUGUGAAGGCCCUUGACAACUUCUGCUGCAAUGUCCAGGCUGUCUUUGCUGAUGUUGCCUUCACUCAUGGCAAGAGUCGUUUGGGAGCUCAGUUCGACCCCACCAUUGAGAAGGCCUCUUCAUUCCAGUGGAGGGAGGCAGCAGAGGAGCUGAGGCAGUCCAAGUGGUGCAGCAAGAACGAGGCAGCUUGCAAGGUGGAUACUCAGCAGCUGGAGGAGGGGUGUUCCUCUGUGGGUGAUAACGCUGUGUCUGCUUUCCUCCAGGGGUUUCGUGGCGGCCUGCGAGCCUGCCAGGUGACCGAGCUCGUGGGAGAGGCGGCGAGUGGCAAAACCCAGUUAUGCUUGCAGCUGGCGCUGGCAGUGCAAGCACCUGUGUCAACAACACCCUUUCAGGCUCCUGCGCAACCGCUGCUCGCAUCCUCUGGUUCUCCUAACACGUCAGGAGGCAACGCCGACACGUCACGGGGUGCAGCACUGUACAUAUACACUGAUGGUCGGUUCCCCACCAAACGACUCUUCCAACUUGCCAACAGCAGCCGUUUCCAAAACCUGCUCAAAUCAAAUUCUCCUGGUGCUGUGAACAGCAACGGCGUGCAGACAUGUGAUACCAUCAGCAGCACCGGUGACUAUAAACCUGCGAUCAACAUCAACCCGGGAAGUGAUCGUGGCCAUCCAUAUGACCACGUGUUCAUCAAGGAGAUCCCAACCGUCCAGGAGCUGACCCACUGUUUGGAAGGAGAGAUGCAUGUGGAGCUCGUCCGUGCCAGAGCCCAUCCCAUCCGCCUUCUCAUCAUUGACUCCAUCGCCUCGCUGUUCCGCUCGGAGUUCGACAACUCACGCGACGACAUGUGUCAGCGCACCACCAUGCUCUUCCGCAUCGCAUCUGCUCUCAAGCAUCUUGCAGAUCGGUACAAAAUCGCCGUGGUGGUGACCAACCAGGUCACAGCCUCCAUCGACAACCCACAUCCCAGUGUCACUCCAGCAGCAGCAACAGAAGAAGUAGACGGUGAAGCAAAAUCAGAGCCAUCAGCGUCAGCGACUGUGGCGUAUUCUGGUCCGCACCCUGACAUCCUCUCCGACUCAGAAAACUCACAGAUCCUCUG